CAGAUUGGUGACACAUCUUCAGUCUUCACAUCAAUGUUUUUCGAUUUUGAUUGAUCUUGCAUCGUACGAGAAAUAAUAAUAUUAAAAUCGUAACGAGAUAACUUUCACGAGACAUGUUAUAUUAUUGAUAAAAAUACAUACUACGGCUAAUGAUGGGUAACGAAGGAUCGCAAUUAAGUGGCUUAGAAAUAGAAGAAAAGGCUGUCGAAAUUACAGACUUUUGGUCACAUUAUCAGGCAACAAUAAACGAUAGCUGCAGGUAUUUCAGCUUAAAAAGCGAUGGAUCCGUAUCAGUUUUUAAGGGAGAAGCAGCAGUUGGUCCUUUAUGGUCUGUAUCAACACCGCUGGAGAAGUCUUCCAAUAAUCUUCUCAAAUAUCGCCACCCUUGCAUUGUGAGGUAUAUAUCAGCAUGGCAGCAACGUUCUACACUUUACUUGGCUACAGAAUAUAUACAACCAUUGUCACAUGUUUUAAAAUUACAAACACCUCUUCAGAUAUGCAUAGGAUUGAACAAUAUUUUAAGGGCUUUAGUAUUUUUACAUGAUCAGGCGGGCAUGUCACACAAUAAUGUCAGUUUAUCCGCUAUUUAUGUCACUGGAGAUGGCCAAUGGAAACUUGGAGGUAUGCAGUAUCUGUGUCCAUUUAGAGAAUUAACUUCAGCUUAUUUGAAACAUGCAAGGAUACAUAGGUAUGACAAAGCAAUAGACCCAAAUGAGGAUUCCUAUGAACUAACAUCAAAAGUUGACCAAUAUGCAUUUGCAGUACUAGUGGAUGAUGUUUUCAAAGGACAUAAAGAUGAUGAAGUUCCACAUUUGAAAGAAUUCAAGAAAUACUGUUCAAGUAAACUACAGCAUCAAGACCCUGAAAGCAGGCCCAAAUUAUCAGAAGUACUACAGCAUGACUUCUUUAGUCAUGAAUUUAUAUCCAUUUAUAAAUUCCUAAACUUUUUGCCCCUUAAGUCGGAAGAAGAAAAAUGCCAGUUUUUCUCAAAUAUUUUAAAUUCUUUAAAACAUUAUGAUGAGGAAACUGUAGCAAAACAACUUAGUGGCUUAUUAUUAUCCCGGCUUACCAUGUUGGAUAACACUGCAAGAAAGGAUGUGAUCCCAUUUAUUUUUAAACCCAAAAAUGAAAGACUACAAAAUGGAGAACAGCCAGGCUUUUUCACUUUAACUACUUUUAAAGAACAUGUAAAGCCUAGAUUGGUGCAGUUAUUCGGAGUGAGAGAUAGUCAAAUAAGAAUGUUACUUUUGACCCAUUUUUCAAAAUAUGUCCAUGUAUUUUCACAUGAAGAAUUGUGUCAACAUGUUCUGCCAGAAUUGCUCAUUGGUAUCAAAGACACAGAUGAUAAUUUAGUUGCUGCUACAUUGAUUUGUUUAAGUGAAUUGGUCCCCAUACUUGGGGCAGACACUGUUAUUGGGGGUAAACGAUCUAAGUUAUUCACUGAUGGAAGACCAAACUCUAAACUUUCUAUUGAAAAACCACAAGAAAUUGUUUUCACAACAAAACCAUUACAGGAUUUACCAUGUUCUGAAGAAAUAUUUCAUCAUGAUGACAGUGUGAUGACAUUAAAUGAAAGACCUUCACCAGUAGGUGGUGAAUCUAUUGAUAAUGAACCAAUCUUAUUAAAUAAAAAUAUAUCGAGAGCAGAAAGUGAGGACGACUGGAGUGAUUGGGACAAUAGCAAUCGUCAGCUAACAUUGAGAGAUACUGAAGAGCUAAAUCAACCUGAUAUAUUCCAGGACCAUCAGUUGCAACCCCCCAUCGAAAAUAUAGAUUUGAAUAACGAUUUGCUUAGGCCCGAGUUAAAAAUUAAUCCUGUGUCCAGAAUACAAUUGCAGAAAGCUGCAAUUGAGGCAAAAAGAAACAUUGUCGAUAUAUCAGAGUUAGACAUAAAAAAUCAGAAGAUUGACUUAACAAAGAAAGGCGAUGAUUUCGACUUCUUUGCAGAUAUGACACCAGUCAUAGAAAAGCCCACUAUCAUAAACGUUCUGCAGUCAGAAGAACAGCAGACUUUUAGUAGUAAAUUGAACUUUGUCCCAUCUGAUGAGCUAGGCGAUGAAGGAUGGGGAGAUAAUUGGAAUGAAUAAGUGAGAAUUUUGUGACGUAGCCUUAGAUUUAAAUCUAUGAACGUAGCGUAAAAUAAUACGAAAUCGGCGAUUUAAUGACAGUCAACAUCAGAUUAUAGAUUAUACAUUUUAUUGCAAAACCGCGCCGAGAUUUAAUAGUAAUAUGCACUGUCGCUACAUAAUUUCAACGUGGAAUGCAAUAAAAAUGCUUAAUGCUCAAAUGUAGAUGGUGUUACGAAUCGGGCUCCUGAAGAAAUAGUAGUAUUAAUUGUAAAUUGACAACUAUAAUCAUACAUAAAAAAUCAUACAAAUCUUAUUGCUGAAAUACCACAAUACUAUUAACAUUGUUGUUAGGGCAAAACAAGACGAGACGAGAUGGUGGUACUAGCCAGGCGGACUUAGAACAAGCCCUACCACCAACCAAAUCUAGCAGAAAAUUUUGCAACCACCAAGAAUCGAACCCGGGACCUCCGGGUCUGAAGGAGGUGGUCCCACCACUACUAGACCAGAGACCACAGAGGCAUAACAUUUUUAAAUAUUUAUUAAUCAUGGUUAGGGAGUAUAGUUAAAUUUACAAAAAAAUAUAUGUUAAUUUACACUUUAUUAUACCCAGUAAAUAAAAUAUGUACAUAAUUAAAGAAACCCAAAUUAAAGAUAGUACCAAUUUGA
Messenger RNA from Ostrinia nubilalis (European corn borer), 2735 nucleotides. RefSeq names its product protein-associating with the carboxyl-terminal domain of ezrin. Gene Ontology annotation, biological process: protein phosphorylation. Gene Ontology annotation, molecular function: ATP binding; protein kinase activity. The record is from RefSeq and is a predicted model, not a curated record. Lineage: Eukaryota; Metazoa; Arthropoda; Insecta; Lepidoptera; Crambidae. The transcript is spliced from 7 exons. Bases 150 to 2087 code for a protein of 645 amino acids.